This is a messenger RNA of Fusarium keratoplasticum, 1542 nucleotides long. Its product is annotated as MFS domain-containing protein. The record is from RefSeq and is a predicted model, not a curated record. Gene Ontology annotation, cellular component: membrane. NCBI's taxonomy places the organism in Eukaryota, Fungi, Ascomycota, Sordariomycetes, Hypocreales, Nectriaceae. The coding region runs from base 1 to 1542 and encodes 513 amino acids. Gene Ontology annotation, biological process: transmembrane transport; carbohydrate transport. The transcript is spliced from 4 exons. Gene Ontology annotation, molecular function: carbohydrate:proton symporter activity.
AUGGCUCCCGCCAUCGAACACGACGAGCUGCGGCUGUACGCUCUCUGCACCAAAAAAUCAUGGUGGCAUGUGCCACACUUGAUCAAACUCAACUUGCUCCUCAUGAUUCCGUUCCUCACGAGUUAUGUUGGAGGAUUUGACGGCAGCAAUCUCAAUGGCCUUCAAACCCUCGAACAUUGGCAAGAAUACUUCAACCACCCUCGAGGUUCCAUGCUCGGCCUCAUGGUCAACAUGCAGGUUAUCGGGGGCGUGUUCUCUUUGCCUGUUGCUCCCUGGAUGGCCGACAAGUACGGACGAAGACACCCCAUUUUUCUCGGGUCCAUCAUCAUCAUCGUCGGCGCAGUGCUUCAGGGGUGUGCUUCUAAACUCGGAAUGUUCAUCGGCGGUCGUUUCUGUAUCGGCCUCGGCUCGGGUUUCGUUUCAACCGCUGCCCCUCCGCUCCUCGGAGAGCUGGCGUAUCCCUCGCAUCGAUCCAUCAUGACAUCCCUCUAUAAUACUACUUGGUAUGUGGGGGCCAUCGUUGCCGCCUGGUCCACGUAUGGCACCUUCAAGUUAUCGAGUGACUGGAGCUGGAGGAUCCCCUCGCUUCUGCAAGCUGCCGUCUCCAUCAUCCAGCUGCUGUUGAUCUAUCUUGUGCCCGAGAGUCCUAGGUGGCUCAUUGCGAACGACCGGACGCCUGAAGCCACCAAGAUUCUUUGCAAAUACCACAGCGGGACCGAGGAGCCGACUGAGCUCGUACUGCUCCAGGUCGCCCAGAUCGCUGGUGCCAUCGAGUUUGAGCGCUCAAGCGAGUCGGUAUCUUACCUCCAAUUCUUCCGAACUAGGGGGAACCGUCAUCGGCUGUUCGUCGUUGCCAGCUUCGGCUUCAUCAUCCAGUGGUGCGGUAACCAGCUCAUCUCGUCUUAUAUUGUUCUCGUUCUCACCGACAUCGGCACCACCGACCCCGAAACUCAGAAUCUAAUCAAUGGCGGUCUACAGCUUUUCAACUGGGCCGUUGCUUGCGGCUCAGCCCUUCUCGUCGAGCGUCUGGGCAGGCGGUUCUUGCUGCUUACGUCCACCAUCGGCAUGCUAUUCGCCUUCAUUAUUUGGACUAUCCUUGCAGCGCGCAAUCAACAGACAGAGGGAGGCAAUAAAGGCCUUGGUAUCGGAGUAGUGGUCAUGGUAUUCGUCUUCUACGCCUUUUACAACUUCGCCAUGAACCCUUUGCCUAUCGCCUAUUUACUCGAGGUGCUGCCAUAUACACUCCGUGCCAAAGGCCUCACCAUCUUUAACCUGGCGCAGUUUUGCAGCGGGAUUUUCAAUGGCUUUGCUAAUCCAGUAGCACUGAAAGCCCUUCGUUGGAAGUAUUACAUUGUCUUUGUUUGCGCCUUGGUGUUGUGGCUGGCCAUCAUCUACUUCACCUAUCCCGAGACGCGAGGGUUAUCGCUUGAAGAGGUCAGCCAGGUUUUUGAUGGUAAACAGGCACUUGACAGGGCAUAUGAGCUGAAGAGUGAGGGGCUUACUGAGAUUGUGGAGAAGACCACGACGAAUGGCAAGGAGUAA